Salmo salar (Atlantic salmon) is the source of this 2849-nucleotide messenger RNA. RefSeq names its product transmembrane protein 79a (gene tmem79a). Gene Ontology annotation, cellular component: lysosomal membrane; trans-Golgi network membrane. Gene Ontology annotation, biological process: regulated exocytosis. The record is from RefSeq and is a predicted model, not a curated record. NCBI's taxonomy places the organism in Eukaryota, Metazoa, Chordata, Actinopteri, Salmoniformes, Salmonidae.
AAGAGUUACCAUGUUAAACCAUGGCGGAGUAGGUGCCUACAAAAAACGGCAUUACAAUUUUUUCUCUAUGGCAUUGUAGAAAACCUAAUCGUGGACAGAGUUGUCACAUGAUACUGUGUUUGCAACUACAAAAUUGUCCCGCAGUGCUUUACCUUGACACACCUGUGAAACAACCCACACCAACGUAAGUUUCACUUUACGACCUAGUUUGACAAACAUUGGGACAAGUUAACGUAUUUACUUGAUUAAAACAUCAUAUUGGAAUCUCAUGGAACAGCAGUAGCCUAGACAUCAGGUGAAUCAGUGGGACUUGCCCUUAUGAGAAUGUUUUGUACCAACUUGUUUUAUGGAAUAUCAUUUAAAAUGUUGAAACACAAUGGUAAAUAGUCACUUUGCAGACAGACAGAGAGACGGGCCAAUAAUUGCACUCACAACACAUAGCCCCUAGACAUGAAUAUCAUAUAGACUGAGACAGGCAGAGAAACAGUGAUGUCAGAGCACCUGACUUUAAACCCAGAGCCAGAUGAAGACCGAGCUGGAGGGCCUUCUACAACCAGUAGGUCUACUGCUGCAGGACCUCAAACACCUGGAUCGGAACAACAGGGCCUAGAGCACAGGAGGAUGGAAGAAGAAAAGGGGGAAGAGGAUGAGAAGGAGGAGGAGGCAACCAGCUCAGCUGCCUUUGAGCCUAGCACUUUGCCAUGGCCGGGAGACAAAGAGAUGGCGCGAGAGGAAGAGAAAGGAAGUGUAGCGUCUGAGAGCGAGGGAACUGAAGAGGAGAGGGAGAUAGGGAGCCAAGAGCUUCUGGAGGGACAGGAGAGACAGCCAGAGAGUGAGCGAAAGGCAAAAUGGAGAGAAAGCAUGCCGGAGGGAGAGAGAUGGACGGAUGAGGAGGUGGAGGGAGGCCAAGAUGAGGAAAGGGAUGGUUCGCUUGCAGAUGAUGAAGAUGAGGAGGAAGGCCCAGUCAAUUGGAUGCCAGAAAAGGCUAUGCAGGUCUUCACUCCGACAGUGAUAGUGCGUCCAUCUAGCAAAUGGGAGGAGUUCCCACCCGAAAAUAACUACUAUGAGGAAAUGGACACUGAGAAGAGUUCUUUCUUAGAGCCCCAGACACAUACAGCCCCACCAGUAUACUACUACCCACAAUGGACAGAGGAGCGGGACAACUACACACAUAUGUGUUGUGGUGACGUUCUGAAACUUGGCCUGGGCAUUGGUGCUGCAGCUGUUCUAUUCCCUCUACUCGUGUGGGGCGGCUAUGCCCUCUUGCCAUUUGAUGCCCCGCUACUGGACAGCGCCCCUCUCAGGCUGGUGUACACACUACGCUGCUCCUUCUUUGCUGUCAUACCCAUCAUUCUAGGUGUGCUGGUGCAGGGGGUGGCGCGGCUGCACUACGGCGCCUUAACGCCCCUCUACGAGAGCAAGGUGGGGGAGGAGAGCCGGGAGAUGGCGGUGCACCGGCACUAUGUGGUUGACUCGCUCUCCCUCUUCCUGCUUUACUUCCUGCAACUGGCCGUCAUGGCCACCUACAUCAGCCAGGACCUGCUCAAGAUGGUGCCCCUGCUCACCAUCGUCUUUGCCUUCGGCAGGCUGAUCUACUGGGUGUGUGUGUCCCUAAGCAGCAGUGUGAGGGGGUUGGGCUUCGGCCUCUCCUUCCUGCCCAUACUGGUCAUGCUGGGCGCCAACCUCUACUUUGUGUGCUCGUCAAUCAGUGAAGGUGCUGUCUUUGAUGUGGCCCCGCCCACCACUGCCCCACCUCCCCGGCAGAGUUGGUGGGGCUAAGGAGGAAGAGGAGUAGAUACGCCCAAUCCUGAAGCCUAGAUGGACCCUCAGUCCCUAGACACUUAUGUAGAUCUGAAAGAUAUAUGUCCACUUUGCUUUCUAGUAGACCAGGGCCAUGCUCAGUAGGCAAACAUUGUGCAACCUUGCAGAUAGAAAUGUAUUCAUUACUCUAUAUGUCAGAGAUGCAAGUGUGUUCACAAUAUAACACACAUUCCCCAAUUUUUUUGCCCUACUGAGGUUUGUUUGAAAUGUUGUUGGUACCCAUUCAGCUCUACACAACGGUCAUGGUGUUGAUUUUGGAAGGAGAGAGGGGGGAAGAAUCAAUCAAGUUCAUCAGCUUGGAUUUCACCUUCAUCUGAAACAUUGGAUUGCAUUUGCAGUGGUUGAUGGUGAAAUACAAUGACUUGAGGCUAGCAACCCCAUAGAAGUUGCUUGUAAUUGAAGGAUUGUGUGUCAUACGCCCUAUGGGACUCCCAAUCACGGGGUCUUCCAAGUUAUUGAAAUUUAUGAAGACUUGAGUGCAACUUUGCUGAGGUAUAAACCUAGUGCAGAGUUGCCACUUUUUGAAGAAAAAAAAAAAAUGCAAUGUCAAACAGGCUGGAAGCCCAUAACGACAAGGAAUAACAAAUAUUUAACUGAAGUAACCAAAUACAAUAAACAAUGGUGUGAGUGGUUGUGUGCAUAGAUGUGAUAAUGAGGCGUGUUGAAUGGUGCCAAAACAAACAAAAUGGCCACAAAAAUGCCACAACCAAAAUCCAGCAGUGUGUCUGCAUGGAGAGUCUCCUCAAUGAAUGGGGAAGAGGUAUUUAUCCCGGGCCCAGGUGUGUCCCAUUUUGCUGACGACCCUCCCGGCUUCGCCCACCGACAUCCUAAUAAGGAAAACGAGAAAGAAUACGGCAGACAGAGUGGGAGGGUCAUCACAGCGGAUAUAAUUGUUUCAACUGUGCAAUGUUUACAUUUCAUUUCCGCAUUUAAUACUCCCAAUGGAUGGGAAUGAAGAGUAUAAUUCAAUGCCUACUUGCAAUAUGUGCCUUAUGUCUGUACAGUACCAUAAAAGCAGUGAACAAUCA